AUUACAGCAUAGAAGGUCCCAUGUAGUCUGAGUCACCUGUGUUUGUGGUUGGAGCAACUGGUAGGGUUUUAAUUUUUUAUUGUUUUAGUGCUCUGAAUCUACAGACUAGCUUUGCACUUGUAGCUGGAAAGUGUAAGAAGUGCAGCUGCCAUGGCUGUAUGGUUUCUAAUUACAAGACUAUUGAUUUUCUUGCUGAGUGGCAUGAACUAUUCAGUUUCCUCAACAGCUGAAACUAUAGUGCCUGAAGAAGUUGCCCAAAAAGCUUAUCAGUACUUGAAUGAAAAACUUCCUCUCUACAUCCAACAGAAACAGCCUGAAUUUACUCAGCUUUUAGAACAUAUUGUAAAGAACCCUACUCGGCACCAACCAGCCCCGAGUCCCAUUCAGCAACAGCCUCAAGCUUCUGUCAAAUUUCUACAUGAGUUGCCAUCACAAAAUGGUCCCCUUUUCAACCCCCAAAGCUAUAUUCCCCACUUACUGACCCUCGCAAAGCUUAGUUCAGCCAUUAAAAACUCUGAUUGGGCCAGCGAAGGAAAGGACGGUGCUGAUUCUUCUCGCAAGCCAAAUAAAUUUCACACCCAAGACAAAGUUGGUAGUACUACUUUGUCUGAUCAUAAAGAUAUUCCCUUACACUCAUAUGGAGGAACCCAUGAUUCCACACCACAUUUUCACCUUAGUGUUACUAUUCCUGGAGCCUAUGGUCAUCUAGACAAAGAUUCAUCUCUCAGACCAGAAAGUUUAAAGCAUCCCUCAGAUAAGAUGGAGCUAGCAAAAGAGACGUCAACUGAACAAAACCAGCCUGUUUUGCUUCAUAGACCAGGACACCAUCACAGUCAGCUACAUACUCAUGAUCCUAUCCUGAGAUACCAUUAUUCACAAGACCACCACCAUCAACCGUAUGGUCUGGGAGAGCACUGGCCAAACUAUCUCUUCCAUUAUGGUCUUGGACACCACAGUCAUGGUCCAGGACACCAUGGUACUCCAGACCACAGGCCUCAAACUCCAUCACAGUGGCCCAGUGCUCAUCAUGGUCCAGGACACCAUAGUACUCCAGACCACAGGCCUCAAACUCCAUCACAGAAGCCCAGCUCUCAUCAUGGUCCUGGACAUUAUGGUACUACACACCAGAAGCCUCAAACUCCGCCACAGUGGUCCAGCUCUAAUCAUGGUCCUGGACACUAUGGUACUCCACACCAGAAGCCUCAAACUCCACCACAGUGGCCCAGCUCUCAUCAUAGUCCUGGACACUAUGGUACUACACACCAGAAGCCUCAAACUCCGCCACAGUGGUCCAGCUCUAAUCAUGGUCCUGGACACUAUGGUACUCCACACCAGAAGCCUCAAACUCCGCCACAGUGGCCCAGAUCUCAUCAUGGUCCUGGACACUAUGGUACUCCACACCACAAACCUCAAACUCCGCCACAGUGGCCCAGAUCUCAUCAUGGUCCGGGAUACUAUGUUACUCUGCACCACAAUCCUCAAUAUCAGCCACAGUGGCCCAGAUCUCAUCAUGGACUAGGACAUCAUGGUACUGUACACCACAAACCUCCGACUCCACCACAGUGGCUCAUCUUUCAUGCCCCAUGACACAAUCUUGGUACUGUAUACCACAAAUAUUACAGCGGAGCCGUGUGCCUGAUCAAACUAGGUGAUAUCAAUUGCCUCUUUUUUUUUUUUUUUUUUUUUUUUUUUUUUUUUUUUUUUUUUUUUUUUUUUUUUUUUUCUCUUCUUUCUAGUUCUGCAUAUGCAUUGGGACAUCUGUGAUACCAGAGAUUUUAUUUGCAUUAAUAAAGGAUUUAUAUCUA
Molecule: messenger RNA, 1805 nt
Organism: Melanotaenia boesemani (Boeseman's rainbowfish)
Lineage: Eukaryota; Metazoa; Chordata; Actinopteri; Atheriniformes; Melanotaeniidae
Product: histidine-rich glycoprotein-like
Exons: 3
Coding region: 151-1587 (478 amino acids)
Source: RefSeq, a predicted model, not a curated record